Messenger RNA from Penicillium paradoxum, 1470 nucleotides. RefSeq names its product putative 60S ribosome biogenesis protein Mak11. Gene Ontology annotation, molecular function: protein binding. The record is from RefSeq and is a predicted model, not a curated record. Lineage: Eukaryota; Fungi; Ascomycota; Eurotiomycetes; Eurotiales; Aspergillaceae. The transcript has 2 exons. Bases 1 to 1470 code for a protein of 489 amino acids.
AUGGUGAAACGCAAGAGAACUGACGCCCCCAAGGAGGAAAAGAUGACCGGCACUCCUCCCAAGACCACCAAGUCCGCCCCUACUCCUGCAGAGACUCCCGAUGCAGCUGUGACUAUCCAAGUGGUCACUGGCUCGUAUGAGCGGGUGCUUCAUGGCUUUACGGCUGGAUUCUCAGCCUCCAGUCUGAAGGACAAGGCUGAAACCCCAGCGAUUCAAUGUGUGGAUACAUUCCUGUUUGAGGCGCAUGGCUCUGCAAUUCGUUGUCUGGCAUUGUCGCCACUACCCAAGCCCACCGACUCUCCCGAUGCCCAAAAAGUGAUCCUGGCCAGUGGUAGUACAGAUGAGCGCAUUAACCUGUACUCUAUCUCUGCCGCACCCCCUGCCGUAAGCGAAGACUAUCCGUCCGUGCCGACACUGGCCGGAAACAAGAUCCUGGAAAAUCCUCGGAACCGUGAGCUAGGAUCUUUGUUGCACCACACCGCCAGUAUCUCCUCAUUGAGCUUCCCUUCACGAAGCAAGUUACUCGCAGCUGGAGAAGAUAACACGAUCUCCGUGUCGAAGACCCGUGACUGGACAGUCGUAUCAACCAUCAAAGCGCCAAACCCCAAAGUCCAAGGUCGGCCUAGUGGUGACACAGCGCCUCCCGGAGCUGCUCCAUCUGGUGUGAACCACUUUGCGGUGCAUCCCAGUAUGAAGCUGAUGCUGAGUGUUGGGCGAGGAGAGAGAUGCAUGAGAUUGUGGAAUCUCGUGACCGGCAGAAAGGCUGGUGUUUUGAACUUCACCAGGGAGGUCCUACAAGGUGUUAAAGAGUCGAGAUGGAGCACAGGAGAAGGUCGCCGCAUUGCGUGGGAUUCUGAAGGAGAAGAGUUCGCCGUUGCUUUCGAAUGGGGCGCGGUUGUAUUCGGAAUCGACUCUAUUCCAAGAUGCAGGGUUCUUCCUGCCCCCCGGAGCAAACUUCAUCAGAUGAAGUAUGUUUCUUUGCCUCUAAAGGGUGACGAAAAGGAAGAUUUCCUGGCUGUAUCUACAGAGGAUGGCCGAGUGAUCUUCUAUUCGACCAAAGAAAUGAAGGAUGCUGAGGAUGAUGCUGAAUGCUCGAUCCCCCAUGCCACUCCUGUCGCUCAGGUUGGUGGAAAGCAAGCUGGAUUCCCAGGCCGCAUCAAGGAUUUCGAAAUCCUCACUCUGGAAGGACAGGCAAAGGAGUUCCACAACGACUUCCUGGUCGUCACCGGUAACAGUGACGGAGUUGUCCGCGUAUGGAAGGUUGCUGGCAAGGACCUUGCAGCAGCAAAGAAAGAACAGAAGGAUACGUCUCAGAUCGGAAAGCUCUUGACCACCUAUGAGACCGGUAACCGCAUCACCUGCUUGGCAUCCUUCGUCAUGUUGCCUGCAGAGGAUCCGUCUACGUUGAUGGAUUCCGACGAUGAGGACGAAGAUGAAGCCGAGUCAUCCAGCGAUAGCGAUGAUGAGUAA